AACUACAAGCAAUCAAGAACUUAAAUCUCUUUCAUUUGUAUGCAGACAUCUUCAUAAGCUUCAAGAAGCAAACUUCCAAAAACAAGUAAAAUGGCUAUGGUGAGAAGUCUCUUCAGUGCAAAGAAGAUUCUUGGCGGCUCCUUAACAAGAACAAGCAAAGCACCAAGAGGGUUUCUUGCAGUCUACGUCGGUGAGAGCCAGAAGAAGCAGAGGCACCUUGUGCCAAUCUCAUUCUUGAACCAGCCUUCGUUUCAAGCCCUUCUCAGUAAAUUCGAAGAAGAGUUUGGGUUUGAUCAUCCGAUAGGAGGCUUGAAUCCUUGCCCUGAAGAUACUUUUAUCAGUAUAACUUCUCAGCUUCAAGGAUGAAGAUGAUCCAACAAAAAAGAACUAAUAUAUAUUUAUUUUCUUUUUUAACUCAAACCAGAGAUGAAGGAUUAUUCCAUGUGAAUAGAUGACUUUUUGUCUCCUCUUUUUUCUUUUUAGAGUUUGUUCCAGAGGAUGAUGUGAAUGCCAUUUUGUGUAACAGAGACCAAUUCAUUAUAAGUUGUAGAACAAAAAAAAAUUCGUGAUCAAUCUUUCAUCGAGUACGAAACAAAGUCUUCAA
Messenger RNA from Eutrema salsugineum, 604 nucleotides. RefSeq names its product auxin-responsive protein SAUR28. Lineage: Eukaryota; Viridiplantae; Streptophyta; Magnoliopsida; Brassicales; Brassicaceae. Gene Ontology annotation, biological process: response to auxin. The record is from RefSeq and is a predicted model, not a curated record.